Messenger RNA from Solenopsis invicta (red fire ant), 2412 nucleotides. Its product is annotated as complex I assembly factor ACAD9, mitochondrial. The transcript has a single exon. Bases 23 to 1990 code for a protein of 655 amino acids. The record is from RefSeq and is a predicted model, not a curated record. Lineage: Eukaryota; Metazoa; Arthropoda; Insecta; Hymenoptera; Formicidae. Gene Ontology annotation, molecular function: flavin adenine dinucleotide binding; acyl-CoA dehydrogenase activity.
CGGAUCUGCGAGUAACCUCCAUAUGUCCAUGGUGUGUACGCAUCAGCAUCCUUCGUGUUCAUCGUGUUUCGAGAGAGUUGUGAAUAGGUUAUCCUCAUACACGAUGCUGGCACGACGGUUUCUGAGCAGAAAACAACUGUGGCAUGCUUCGUGCGUCUGCACGCCCGUCCGGCAAACGCAAAGCCAGCGCGUUAGCCAUGCCCUGGACACGAUUAACCUCGAAACGCGACUACCGGCACCCAUCAAGAAGGAACCGCAACGGAAACCGUUCAUAAAAAAUCUGUUCCUUACCACGUUCGAUCACGAGUUUAUGUACUAUCCUGAGCCGCAAACUAAGGAGAGGCAUCAGCGUUUCUUCGAGUGGCUCCAGCCCAUCGAGAAGUACAUGUCGGAGUGUCUGGAGAAUAUGGAAAACGUCCAGAAAGAUGACAUUUUGGCUCAUCUGAGAGAGCUGGGCGUCUUUCGGGCGUGCGUGGACGUGGAGCAUCUCGGUCUGAGCCUGAAUCACUCUGAGACGGCUAGGCUGGUGGAGGUGCUCAGCUGCUUACCCUGGCUAGGGUGCUACAUGAUCAAAAAUCACGUCAUACCCGUUUACAUCAUCUCCACGCUGGCUUCAGACGAGCAGAAAACCAAGUAUCUGCCGAAGAUAGCAACUGGAGAGCUCGUACCAACAGUGUGCUUCACCGAGCCCGAAAGCGGAAUAAACACGCAUAACAUCAAUAGCACAGCCGCAGAGUCAGACUGCCGUACGCACUGGAUAUUAAACGGCGAAAAGACGUUCGUGGUUAACGGCCAUGACGCCAAUCUAUUUCUCGUCUUCUCUCACUGCGGGUUUGCCGAUGCAAUCAGCAAUAAGCAGACUCCUCUGUCCGUGUUUCUAGUGGAACAAGAUUUCGGCGGUGUUGUGAGCAAGGAUAUUAAAAAUAUGGUUGGACUCCGAGACAGUCCUGUUUGUACAGUUACUUUUCAGAAUACCAAAAUUCCAAAGAAAAAUCUUCUAGGCAAUCUAAAAUCAGGAACAGACAUACUGAUAGACAUUCUCGCUCCUGGAAACAGAAACAUUGCUCCACAAGCAGUUGGUGUACUGAAGGCUUUUACAAAAGUAUUGACGAGGCAUGUAUUACAGAGGAAACAUCUAGAUAGAAAUAUGCACGAGUAUGAAGGUGUUCAUGAGAUUAUAGGUAGGAUAGCGAGCACCCUUUAUGGCAUGGAAAGUAUGCUGUACCAUACUACUGGCAUAAUGGAUACAUUUGAAAAUCAAGAUUGCAUGCUGGAGAAGGCCAUGAUGGAGACGUAUUGCGCCAGCGAGUGCGUUGCGCGUAUCUACGAGGGACUACAACUGAUCGGAGCGCAGAGUUACUUGAAAGAGAAUCCUUAUAUACAGUUUCUUGAAGAUACAUUGUCAUAUACCCUGUUCGACAGUUGCAAUCUCGAUUCGAAUACAUAUAUAGCUCUAGUUGGUCUACAACACAUGGGCAAAAAUCUACGCGAUCACAUUUUCAAGCUACGAAACCCCUUCAAUUUUCCUGAGUACAUAUUCAAGUGGACCUUCGGUAAAGACUAUCGGCAGCGGUUGCAGAUUGCCGAUCAUUUGCAUCCAUCAUUGUCAUUAGGUAGCAAAGAAUUGGAGAAGUGUAUCACCAAAUUGAACUCCGCUUCGAUAUUGAUGCUGGAACGCCAUGGCACAAUGAUACCUGAAAGACAAAUAGAACUGCGACGACUUGGCGAAAUGGCGACGAGAACGUAUGCGCUGAUCGCAGUCCUUUCCCGCGCAUCCAGGGCGUAUUCCAUUGGCUUGAGAAAUCAUGAUUAUGAUCGGAACAUGGCAGAUAGUUUCGCGAUUAUCUCCAUAGACAGAGUACAGACUCUCUUCGAUGAAAUCGCAUCGGGAGAAUGGAACAAUGGCGAUAAGUUUAAUACAAAUGUUGCCCAACUUAUGUAUAGCAAGAAGGAUUAUUUUGCCGAACAUCCACUAAACAGAACCUAUUAAACCAUUCAACAGAUUAGGUUUACUUUAUACAUGUGUAUGUAUAAUAGAAAAGAUGACAAACACAUUUGCUUAAUGUGAUCAAUGUAUUUAAAUUGUAUAAGCAACCACAAUAUAAUACUUGCAAGUUGUACAUAUUCGAAUCUAUAAUUCGAAUUGUAUUCAUAUUGAUAUAUUUGUAAAUUAUUUCCAACCAAACUACUGUUUUUUUUAUGUUAUAAUUAAGAUAGUCAUUGUAAGUAUACUGUAAAAAAUGUAUAUUAAUACUGAACUCGCUUCUAAAAAACAGAAUGAAAAGGAAUACACAUCGUUUUCCACCGAGAUUUCUGUAUUUAUACGUUAGUAGCAAUUGUACAGUCGUAUCUCACACUGUACUUAUGUACUAAUAUCGAGAUGGAAAGUAAAAUAAAUGUUCUUAGAUUCUC